UCACACUCUCUCACAUUUAAUUGCGGAUUGUACAUUUGUAUUACUGAGGACCACAGUCUGAUUCCCCGGCAAAAAGUCCACGGCAAAAAGCGUGUGGCUGCUUCCUACAGUACCAUGAUUGGCAUGGGCAGGUGGGACAGUGAAACACGAGAGCCAUCUCCAGGGUAUGUGGAAGCUUUCCAGAGGCUGAUCAUGCUGUGUGAGCUGAGCGCCUACCUUUAGAAUCGGAUAGCAAGUGCAGCAGUCAGCUGCUUCUGGGUCACCGGCAAAGGGGGUGGGGUGUCGGCAUAUCAUUAUUCUAAGAUUUUGGAAUACAGCGCUUUCGUUUUUAUGAGGACAAAAAAACCCAGAGACUUUCUAUUAAGCACGCGGGAUCCGCUGAAUAGUAUGGGAGCGCUAUGUUGUCCAGAAAAGGGAUUAUUCCUGAGGAUUUUAUGCCGACACGUUUAGCCGAGGAUGUCUCUCAACCGAAGUUUAGAGCCAAGCAGCGGAAGGCUCGAUUUGUGGCAAAGAAUGGGACCUGCAACGUUGCACAGACGAAUAUCCGAGAGCAGGGACGGUUUCUACAGGAUGUUUUCACCACCCUAGUGGAUUUAAAAUGGCUUUAUACUCUUAUAAUAUUUACUAUGUCGUAUCUUUGCAGUUGGCUGCUGUUUGGUAUGAUUUGGUGGCUUAUUGCCUUUGCACACGGAGACCUGGACCAGAAUAGCGACAGCUUUGUUCCGUGUGUGACGAGCAUUCAUUCGUUUUCUUCGGCCUUCCUUUUCUCUAUCGAGGUGCAGGUGACCAUCGGCUUUGGGGGGCGGAUGAUCACAGAAGAAUGCCCCGCUGCCAUCCUGUGUCUCAUCGUCCAAAACAUCGUGGGUCUUGUUAUCAACGCCAUCAUGUUGGGUUGCAUUUUUAUGAAGACAGCUCAAGCCCAUCGCCGAGCGGAGACCCUUAUUUUCAGCAAACACGCUGUAAUUGCGAUCAGGGACAGCAAACUUUGUUUCAUGCUGCGAGUGGGGGACCUGAGGAAGAGUAUGAUCAUCAGCGCUACCAUAAAAAUGCAAGUAGUUAGGAAGACGACCACUUUGGAGGGGGAGGUCGUGCCCCUUAACCAGAUAGACAUCGAGAUGGAGAACCCAGUGGGUACCAAUGCGGUCUUUUUGGUGUCGCCCCUUAUUAUAUCCCACGUUAUUGACAAAAAGAGCCCACUGUAUGAGAUAUCGGCUAGUGAUUUGCACCAUGAAGAUCUGGAAGUGAUUGUCAUUUUGGAAGGAGUUGUGGAGACCACUGGUAUCACUACUCAAGCCAGAACGUCUUACUUAGCUGAGGAGAUACUUUGGGGGCAGCGGUUUGUACCUGUAGUCUCAGAAGAAGAGGGAAGAUACUCGGUGGACUACUCAAAGUUUGGAAACACCAUGAAAGUAGCUACCCCCAGCUGCAGUGCUAAAAAUCUUGACCAAGAUGGAAGUCUCUUAAAAGUAAAACUCCAUGACUCUUUGACGCAAAAGGAUUUCGUGAGAAAAAGAACCAAUGCCUCAAUCCGACUCAAACAAAGAAAUGUCAACCAGUAACAAAAAGUAAUGACUAAGAAUAAUACAAAAUAUUAUAUUUUUAGCAGGGUUGAUGCUUUGCUACAAUAUUGUCGUUCACAAAUAUGACAUUUGGUAUCAGAUUAUAAAUCUUCUGGUAUCAAUUUCUGUACACACUAUACAUUUAUUGUAAACCCAUUUUUAAAAAUCAGUAAAAAAAAAUAAAUAAAAAAAAGCAGUCUAACAGGUCAUUUCAGUACAUUUGUCAGUUACCAUAUGUUCUGUAAAUGUUCAGUCAUUUCUUGCGAAUAUAGUCUGUAGUGUUACUGUUACACCUUCCUGCAGUUUGUUCAUAGUUUUACAUAUUUUUUUAACACUGUAAAGAAAUGUAAAAUGUAACUUAAGCUUUAACAUUUACAUGCACUGUAUUUCUCCAAACGUGUUAUACAGCAUGCUUUACAUUUUCAGGAGAUGUUAUCUUGAAUGACUUAUUUUAUAUUUAUUUGUAAUGUUAACGUGCAUAUUUUUGUACAUGAAGGGAUAAAUACAGUAAGUAGCCACUGCAGUAUAUUGCACUGUAUUUAAUACAAGUUGGCGAGAACUUACCUCUGUAGCCUAUAAUAUGCAAUACUGGAGAUAGGUAUCCUCUACAUCCCGCACGCAUUUUCCCGUUUAUAUUCAAAAUAUUUUAUGGUUAUGACUUGUGUAGGAAAACAUUUUUUAUUAUUGACAGUUUUUAAUGCAGCCUCAAUGACUUAACCCUUUCAUACAUGUCCUAUAAUUAUUUAUAUAAUAAAAUGUGCUAUACCUGUAAAAUCAAUUUUAAAUGCAUGUUGUACUACUAAAAAAAGUACUACUCAGGUAAACAAGAAUGUGUUAAUUGUAUUUUUUAAUGUGUAGCAUUGAUUAUAAUCUAUUGUUUAUUGUUUCAUGCAAUGGUGGCAAAGGCCACAGUGGUGAUCUCAAGAGUUAUUGGUUAUUAUAAAACGUACUAUAUUGCAGUGCAGUUGAUUAUACUUUUUUUUAAGAAGUUUAAAUUUCAGAAAAUAAAUUUAAAUUAAAAAAAAUAAUCAAAUGAAAGUUUCAUUUUGCAAAAGAAAAAUACAAUUAGUAAAUCAAAAAUACACUUAUUUAAAAGUCUAUUCAGAAAGAAAAAUAAGCAGUAUUGGAGCCGUUCUAUUUUAUUGCCAAAUGUUUGGCGCCCUCUGCUGAAUUUAUUGGUUUUUGAGUUGCAUGUCAUUGUUUGAUUAAAGAGUUAUAACUCAUGUGCACUGUUAUAUGUUUGUUGGGGACACAGACAAAAAACAAAAACCCUGCCAUAACAAUGUCAGUUUGAUGUUUCAGUGUUAGUGAUCAUCACCUUGAAAAAACAGUAAUCCAAUUGUGAUGAAAGUUGUGUUAAGGACUUUCUUAAUUUAAAUGUAUUUUAUUUGUACAGUGCCUUUCAUACCACAAUAUCUCAAAGCAUUUUACAUGUCAGUUAAAACAGAAAGUAGUAUGCAGUAUCAUGAAGUAGUAAAAAUUACACACACAUGCAUGUACAGUAUGUCAGUCAUAGUGUUCUACUUUCUGAUACUGGGGGGAUGAAAUUCACUGAUAUACCAGUACUUGUUCUUAAUUAUCAACUUUUCAUGAAGUUUCUUGGGGAGAGAUGUCUUUCAUAUUCUUUUAUCUAGUGGGGAUGGUGCUGCUUUAUUUCUGUUAUGCUUUAUUGUAUCUUAAUCCACCUACUAUUGUCUUCUCAUUUCAAGUAUCCUGUAUUCUCAUUACAAAUGGACAGUCUCUCCUGAGUAAAGAUCUCUUUUUUUACUCCA
Messenger RNA from Acipenser ruthenus (sterlet), 3331 nucleotides. Its product is annotated as ATP-sensitive inward rectifier potassium channel 11-like. The record is from RefSeq and is a predicted model, not a curated record. Gene Ontology annotation, molecular function: ATP-activated inward rectifier potassium channel activity. The coding region runs from base 399 to 1559 and encodes 386 amino acids. NCBI's taxonomy places the organism in Eukaryota, Metazoa, Chordata, Actinopteri, Acipenseriformes, Acipenseridae. Gene Ontology annotation, cellular component: plasma membrane. The transcript has a single exon. Gene Ontology annotation, biological process: regulation of monoatomic ion transmembrane transport; potassium ion import across plasma membrane.